GAGAUGCAGUGACAGUUCUGAAGGCUGCUUGUGAUCCCAGUAUCAGAGCAGGGGAAGAAGAUGGGCCUGAUUCUAGACUUUUUGCCUCUGAGAAUCUUACUACCCCAGCCCAUUUCGAGGCCUGUUGUGAAUCACCACCUUCCUGGCACCUCAGCCGGCCUCAUACUUCUUUUACUGUAGUUGAGUGGGACACUGCAAUCUGCAUAAUGCUGUCCAGCCUUACUACACACAGGGCUCUUGGGAAAACCUGUGAAAUGCCUUUGCCCCUGGAAUCACACUUAUAGACUGUCCUUUGAUUGAGCUGAUUUCACGGAAUACUGAAAAAUAUAAAGAAGAAAAUAAAAAUCACCCCAGCAUGCAGAGAAAACUACUGUAAAUUAGAAAUGGACUGAACUUGAAAAGACAGCAUUGAAUUUGAAUCCCAGUGCAUGUUCUCUGAUGGCUGGUGUACUAGUAUGUCUGACUUAAGGAGAUGCAGAGUUUUAAAAACAACUCUCCUUCAACAAGGUCUGUUUCCAAGGAAAGUCUUAACCAUUUGUCCCUUCUGGCAUACCCUCUUCCAAUGAAAUCCAUGCAGAAUAGACCAGAGAUGGGCAGCAGUGAACCCCUUCCUAUUGCAGAAAGUGACAAGAGGAAGAAGAAGAAGCGGAAGGCCCGGGCCACUGACUCCUUGCUGGGAAAGUUUGAAGAUGUGUACAAGCUGACCUCUGAAUUGCUUGGAGAGGGAGCCUAUGCCAAAGUUCAAGGAGCUGUGAGCCUGCAGAAUGGCCAAGAGUAUGCUGUCAAAAUCAUCGAAAAACAAGCAGGGCACAGUCGGAGUCGGGUAUUUCGAGAGGUGGAGACGCUAUAUCAGUGUCAAGGAAACAAGAACAUUUUGGAGCUGAUUGAAUUCUUUGAAGAUGACACAAGGUUUUACUUGGUCUUUGAGAAAUUGCAAGGAGGCUCCAUCCUGGCCCACAUCCAGAAGCGGAAACACUUCAACGAGCGCGAGGCCAGCCGCGUGGUACAGGAUGUGGCUGCUGCCCUUGACUUCCUGCACACCAAAGGCAUUGCUCACCGAGAUCUGAAGCCAGAAAAUAUAUUGUGUGAAUCUGCAGAAAAGGUGUCUCCAGUGAAAAUCUGUGACUUUGACUUGGGCAGUGGGAUGAAGUUGAAUAACUCCUGCACCCCCAUAACUACACCAGAGCUGACCACUCCGUGUGGCUCUGCAGAGUACAUGGCCCCGGAGGUGGUGGAGGUCUUCACGGACGAGGCCACGUUUUACGACAAGCGCUGUGACCUGUGGAGCCUGGGCGUGGUCCUCUACAUCAUGCUGAGUGGCUACCCCCCCUUUGUAGGUCACUGUGGGGCCGACUGUGGCUGGGACCGGGGAGAGGUCUGCAGGGUGUGCCAGAACAAGCUGUUUGAGAGCAUCCAGGAAGGCAAGUAUGAGUUUCCUGACAAGGACUGGGCACACAUCUCCAGUGACGCCAAAGACCUCAUCUCCAAGCUCCUAGUUCGAGAUGCAAAGCAGAGGCUGAGCGCUGCCCAAGUUCUGCAGCACCCGUGGGUGCAGGGGCAAGCUCCAGAAAGGGGACUCCCCACGCCGCAAGUCCUCCAGAGGUAAAUGCUCCCACACACCCAACACCCUUCCUUCUUUGGCUUUGACUUUCUCAAGCUCUCAGCCACAUGGGAUGGAGGUGGGGGUGGGGAGCCCAUCGCUAGGCUCAGGCAUAUUCCUGAGUGGCUCCCUGGCCUGCCUUCUCCCUACUUCUCUUCCUCUCUUUAACACUCUCUUCUCUUCCUCCACCUGGAUGGCUUCCCCAGCCCUCCAGCACCUUCACAGCUCCUCCGUGUGCUGUGUGCAGGAGAAAACCCUGUUUUGCAUAACACUUGAAUCCUAAUGGAAAUCACCAUUUGCAACCCCUAAAACAGAUCUUAUGUGUGGGUUAUUACAAGGUUUCCUUCUGCCACACGUGGUUUGGUGAAAGUAGCAGGAAUCAGGGAUGCUGUAAGGCAGUAGCAUCAAUUGUGAUAGAAAUACUACUAGACCAACAAUAAUGGCCACUGUAUAGUAAAUACCACAUGCCAGAUAUGGUACGAAGGGCUGUACACAGAUUAUAUCCAUAAUCUUCACUAUAAAUUUCAGAGAGGUAUUCCUAUUACCCCAUUUUAUAGUUUAGAAAACUAAGGCAUAAUAGAUGAGGUUAACUUAUUCAAGGCCUUGGGAGUUCUACUUUGAACCCAGAUCUAUUUGACGUUAGUGCCUUUUAACACUUAAUCACAUUCUUCUUGGGCUGCCCUGUUCCCAAAGGGCCAGGGAUAAAGCAUUGUGGGAACCCCUCCAGGAACCAACCUCCUGGCCAGUUUCUGGGAGUUCCACGGGGAAGUCUAACACUUUUACGUUCUCAGUUCCCUUGAGCUAGAAUGUACUGCCCGGCUCGUCCUACCUGAUUCUCUAGAGCUGCAUCCAGAUGCUUUGAGGCUCCAAACCUCAGAUCCACUUCAGCAGAUUCAUUCAGCACCCGAAGUGCCUGUGUGUGCCUGCCCUGAGCUGGCUGCUGGGGACGGACACAGAGGCCCAGCCCCUGCUCUUGGAGCUUCCCGCCCUGACGGGGGAAAAGGAUACCCACGGGUGGGUUCCAUGUGCCCAGCCCUCCCUCUGAGAGAGCUCUGUGCACAGCCCUGGAGGAGGGUGUGCUGAAUGAAUGGGGCAUUUGUCCCUCAAGUCCAAGGAUCGUAACAGAGGCUUAAAGCCAUUCCGACCUCAGUGAAGUCAGAUUCCAGACCCAUGCAAGAACGAUUUUGCAGAAAGCAGUCCUAUGCCGGCUCAGAAAAACCCGGUGGAAGUAUGGGCUGCAGCAGUCGGUGGGGGUGUGAAGGAGCUGGCCUGGCUGAGGCCAUUGAGUCCUGCCUCCCUUGUUUCUCUGUUUUUCCUUCU
Messenger RNA from Myotis davidii, 2920 nucleotides. It is a transcript of the gene MKNK1, whose product is annotated as MAP kinase interacting serine/threonine kinase 1. Lineage: Eukaryota; Metazoa; Chordata; Mammalia; Chiroptera; Vespertilionidae. Gene Ontology annotation, cellular component: nucleus; cytoplasm. Gene Ontology annotation, molecular function: calmodulin binding; calcium-dependent protein serine/threonine kinase activity; ATP binding. The transcript has 14 exons. Bases 473 to 1606 code for a protein of 377 amino acids. Gene Ontology annotation, biological process: peptidyl-serine phosphorylation; intracellular signal transduction; protein autophosphorylation. The record is from RefSeq and is a predicted model, not a curated record.